Molecule: messenger RNA, 820 nt
Organism: Setaria italica (foxtail millet)
Lineage: Eukaryota; Viridiplantae; Streptophyta; Magnoliopsida; Poales; Poaceae
Product: glucan endo-1,3-beta-D-glucosidase
Exons: 3
Coding region: 213-578 (121 amino acids)
Source: RefSeq, a predicted model, not a curated record
AUCCCAGCAAGCAAGCAGUGUCACCUACUCUACUCAACAAGGCAAUCAAGCUGGCAUAGUGGCAUCUCCUUUUUCUUAUAAACCAGCUCGCUACCCUUCCCUCUGCAGAGUUGGCCUUCGCAAGCAACCAAUCUGAUCGGACUCUCUUCUCGUCUUGUUGGCCUUCGCAAGCUCCCAGCUCCAGCUUGGUGCCUAGCCUGCGGCGGAGCAAGAUGGGCAGAGGAGCUCAGCCGUCUGCGUCGCUCCUGCUCUUCUCUCUGGGGCUUGUGCUCCUCUGCUUCACCGCAGGCGGUAUCGUCGGCGUCGCGGCGGCGCAGAAGACGUGGUGCAUCGCCAAGCCGUCGGCGUCGAACGAGAUCCUGGCGCAGAACCUCGACUACGCGUGCUCCCAGGUGAGCUGCACCGUGAUCCAGAAGGGCGGGCCGUGCUACUACCCGGACAGCCUCGUCUCCCGCGCCGCCGUCGCCAUGAACCUCUACUACGCCUCCAGAGGCCGAAACCCCUGGAACUGCUACUUCAACAGCUCCGCGCUCGUCGUCCAGUCCGACCCCAGUUAUGGAUCUUGCACGUACUACUGAGACAGAGAUCGCCGCCGGGGUUGCGGAGGCCGUGCAAGCUGAACCACCAUUGAUGCGGCUGAGAGCUCCAGCGUGCCCUUCUUUGCUGAUACCACCGUUGUGCCAUUGUUUGUUGUUGAGGAACUGAUGAGGAACGGGAGCAUAUGCAGAUUGCUGUGUUGUGUCGUGUCUAGUAAACUGUGAUGCAGUUGACCUUUCGAGAUCUUCGAACAACUCAUUGAUACAUUUUUAAUUUUAAUUAA